GCCAUAUGAUAGCAUACCCCAUGAUUUAGAUUUAGUUAAAGAUAUAUGCAGUGGCAAAAGACCACCAAUUCCUUUCGGUACACCAUCAUUCUAUUCAGAACUUAUGAAAGCUUGCUGGGAUGAUAAUCCUUCAAACCGACCAGGUGCUGCAGUAAUUACAAAAACUAUUUAUUCUUGGCUUGUAGACAAUUCACUUGAUAGUUGCAGGCGAAAAAAUAGCAAGAAAUCACAUUUUGGAAAGUUUCAUAACAAGAAAGUAACUCAUCCAGGUGCGAUAUAUCAUAGUCGAUUGUUGGAUUUUACGGAAGAAAUAAAAGAAAUACGACUUCGACAAUAUCUUUCGUUAAAUAUUCCGCAUUCAGUUUAUAACCAAG
Molecule: messenger RNA, 374 nt
Organism: Dentiscutata heterogama
Lineage: Eukaryota; Fungi; Glomeromycota; Glomeromycetes; Diversisporales; Gigasporaceae
Source: the annotation of a GenBank genome assembly